Oreochromis aureus is the source of this 2603-nucleotide messenger RNA. RefSeq lists its product as uncharacterized. Bases 127 to 1629 code for a protein of 500 amino acids. Lineage: Eukaryota; Metazoa; Chordata; Actinopteri; Cichliformes; Cichlidae. The record is from RefSeq and is a predicted model, not a curated record. The transcript is spliced from 10 exons.
CAAGAGCUCCAGAUUGGUCACACUACAUGUAUCUCAUAGAAAAUCCCUCACCUUACCCUGCUGUCAGGGUGAGAGCUUUCAAAGUACGCACAGUUACAUUUAUUUUUAAUUCUGAAUGGGUAAAUAAUGCUAUCGUAUGAGAUGAAAAACAAGAAAUUCUGCAUUGUGAAAGCAAAGGUUUCACCAUCUGGACUGAAAAGAAGCAUCUGGGCUAAAACAAGCAAUAUCUCUGCGAUGGGCCACAAUCAGAAGAUCAAAUGGUUAAUGUGCAUCGCUUCUGUCAUUACCUUCAUCUAUCUAUUAUAUUGCACCUACGAGACAGGCAAAACCUUCCACCAUUGGAUCAAGUACAAUGAAGCAAUAGCAAGUCCACCAAUCGUAUAUGAACUACAUGUGACUCACAACAGUAGUCCAGAACAUGCUGUUCCUCUGGGACCAUACACAUCUCUGGCAGCAGUUAAAGGGACAAAGACUCUACUGAUAUCAGCAUAUCUCGAACAUCGCACAGACGAAAAGCAGGUUCGUGUCAUUGCAGUGGUGCUGCGGCGUGAGAACGUAGCCUAUCGCUGUCUCUUUCGUUGCCAGGAGAAGCAGCUUCUCUCUAAUGGUUCUGCCAGCAUCCACAGGGAUCACUUCGGUUUUGCCUAUGGGACAGCAGACAUCAUGUGCCCCCUCCCCUCAGGCUGUGAGACACCAUCUUCUAUUGCUGUGACCUCUGCUGCUGCCAAUACUACAGAUGAUCCCAACCAAGAGUUUUUAGAGGUGAAGAACCAGCAGGAGAAGACAGAAUCUUUUCCUUACAACUUCACCGUCUGCAUCUCCACCAUGUUUGAUUUUACCAACGUGCUCCAGCUGGUACAGAGUCUUGAGAUGCUGCAGUUACUGGGAGUGAACAGAGUGGUUGUCUAUAAAACCAGCUGCAGUCCUGAAACACAAAGAAUACUGGACUACUACACACACAAAGGUUUAGUGGAGGUGAUUCCUUGGUCUCUGUCCAGAUAUGUGAACGUGUCUCGUAGCUGGCUGCCUUCACAUGGUCCUGGUGAACUCCACUACUUUGGUCAGAUUCCUGCUCUCAAUGACUGCCUUUACAGAUACAUGUACCAGUCCAGAUAUGUGGCUCUACAUGAUAUAGAUGAGCUCAUACUGCCCCAGAAUGUCACCAGCUGGGUAGAGUUGUUGCCGCUGCUGGAGAAGAAAUAUGGUGCCAACAAGUGCUACAGGUUUGAGAAUGACGUGUUCCCCAUCAAUUUCACGUUUUCUCCUCCGGCCUCCCAAAGUCUGCCACCACAAGCAGACUGGAAGAAUGUUCCUGGUGUGAACAUCUUGGCUCACCUCUACAAAGAGCCAGUUUUUAUAGAGACUCGCAUGAACUUCAAGAUCAUUGUCAACCCUCGAGUUGUGUUUUCCACAUCUGUUCAUGGGGUGCUGAAGUCACAGCAUGGCUGGUCCUGGAUUGACAGGAACAUAGCACGGAUGUACCACACAAGAUCUCCUAGACAAAUACACCUGACAAAAGAAAAGUUAAUUUAUGAUGGGAGACUGCUGAACUACAGCACCCACUUCACACCAGCUGUGAACAAAGUGCUGAGAGACACUGGACUCCUACCAAGCACAAACUCGCUGUGAGAAACUUUCUGCUUGAACAAAUGUCAAGACUUUUCUGCCCAAUACCUCUUUCAAGCUUUAUCUCUGGAGUAUGACUUUAUUUUUGUGUCAAGGAUUCCCUAGUAGAAAACAGGAAAAUACAUAAACACUUCCACAUAAGAACUGAACAAGAUGAUGGGCCAAAGACAAACCAAUAAUAAUGUAAUCUCUACAUAAUGUGUGUGCUUGAAAAAGAGUAGGAUGAAGUUUACCUUUCCUCUUCCUACCCCCUUAUUUCAAAUUUCAUUACUUACAAAUCAAUAUUCAGAAUUCAACAUUGUAUGAAACAUACAUAUUUAACUAUAUACAAGUCUACACUCACACACAACAAAUAAACAUACACACAUAAAACAAUUUCAGCACAUAAACCAAAACAACAACCAACUACAUUUUUACAUAAACUAAGCACCCUGUGGUUAACACCUGCUUAAUCUCUGAGCUUAUUUUAUAUCUAUGUGACAAAAUACCUUAAUGAACACUUUAAGCUUGGGUUUCUCUGGCCUUGAUCUAUCAGCUCAAUCACUGAGAGGAAGAUUUUCUAUGUUCGUGCCAUUUAUUAUUUUUAAACAAUUGUGUGAAUUUUUGUAUUGAUGUACUUUUCUUGAUUUGAUCUGUUCAGGUGUUCCACACACUAACUCCUCUGACUGUAAUGCUGUGAUAUUCGACAUUUGUCCUCACUACUGGCUUGCUGUACAUAAAGAUUCCUCUCAGGUCAUGAGUAUUUGGUCUUAUUUGGAACAAGUUCUGAAUGUUGUGAGGCAAAGAUUUAUUUGCUGCUUUGUACAUUGCUUGUGCAGUUCUGAGGUCAACCAAAGAUACUCUGUCUAAAUCAUUGUUAUUUAUUGUCAGUGUAGGGUAAUUUCCAAUAAACCAAGUUCAAAAAAGGGAGUCUAUGGCUGACGCGUGUUCCUGGUUUCCAAAAGAAAUGCUUCCAGUUGCAUUUUGAUUUGAAGACU